CUGUUUGCAGAUUGACUAUUAUUUUCUUCUUUAACAAGUACUCUGGUUCGAAUUAGUUUUAUCUUAUUUUGAUCAAAGAGAAAUUUAAGUUAGUAUUCUUAGUAAAAAGAAAAAAAUCAUAUGGAUGCAGAUCUGAAAAAAGCCAAGGAGCUUUUCAUCUUAAACACUCAUGGCACAACAUUAAUAGAUAUUUUUUCAACAGCUACUCUUUCUGUAUUAUGCUGUGUUUUAUCAAUUGGCUUUCGUUUAAUCUACAUUCAAAACCGACUGCAUUGGUUUCUUGAUUUGUGUAUCGAUAAUGUUUUAAUAGUAAUCCCCAUGGUGCUUUUUUUUACAGUUUUUUCAAAUUUUAAUUGUCUAUCUGUAGUCAUUCUUCUUAUUUCUGUGUUAAUUUUAUUGUAUUUGUAUACAGAAAAAAAAUCUUUUAUGACUAUCUUGAAUUUCAUUAAAGAGAUGGAUACUGGAGAUUUUCAUUACAUUAGUAUAUACAAAGCCAACAUUCAAAUUGCUACUGCUGUUUGUAUUUUAGCUGUAGAUUUUAAUGUAUUUCCAAGAAGGUUUGCAAAAGCUGACGUUUUUGGCAUUGGUGUUAUGGACUGUGCUGUUGGUUCCAUUAUUUUUAGUACUGCAAUGACUUCAUCGUUUGUGAGGCAAAGCAAUAAACUAAAUGUUCAAAUCUUAAUUAAAACAUUUAAAAGUUCAAUAUUUUUAUUAGCUUUAGGUAUUUUUCGUGUUACUUUAAUUAAAAUAGCUAAUUAUCAAGAAAACAUUUCUGAAUAUGGAGUUCAUUGGAACUUUUUUAUAACCCUAGCAUUUGUCAAAAUAUUUGCUUCUGUGAUAUUGUAUAUUUUACCAUUUUUACUGAAGCAAACUUGUUUGGUUAUGAUAUCUUUUGGAAUUAUCAUUAUUUAUCAGACUAUGUUGUCCUCAUUUGGGCUAGCAAGUAUAAUCCAAAGUGGUUUUAAUGGAGACAACCAGAGAGUUAGUUUUAUAGAUGCAAAUAGAGAAGGAAUUUGUUCAACUCUUGGAUAUAUUAGUAUUUACUUUUUCGGAAUUUUUUUUGGCAAACAGUUAAUUAAAACAAAAUACAAAGCAAUAAACAAGGUGUGUUGGUUAGGGUUGUGGUUUUUUAUCGGAUGUACCCUUACAAACAUUUUGGGUUAUCUAUCUAUGCCUAUAUCAAGGCAAAUGGCAAACUUAUCUUAUUUUUGCUUUCAGAUUUCUUUCAAUGCUUUUCUACUUCUGGGUUUUUUAAUAGUGGACAUAGUAACUUUUGCAAUUAUAAAUGUCAAGAAGAAAAGAAGGAAUGAGAUAACCAAUUAUAAUAUUCCAUUAUUGUACAAAGUAGUCAAUCAAAAUUUGUUAGUUUACUUUUUGUUAGCCAAUGUGAUGACUGGUGCUAUUAAUUUUUACGUUCAAACUUUGGAUCAGCCCUACUCAACAAGUUUGCUUAUUAUAUACACUUACAUGUUUUUAUUAAAUAUUUUAACAACUGCUUUAUACAUUAUUUUUAGAUUUUGAUAGGUCAGUUAUGUGUGUGUGUGUCUCU
This is a messenger RNA of Hydra vulgaris (swiftwater hydra), 1549 nucleotides long. Its product is annotated as phosphatidylinositol-glycan biosynthesis class W protein. Gene Ontology annotation, biological process: protein localization to plasma membrane; GPI anchor biosynthetic process. Gene Ontology annotation, cellular component: membrane; endoplasmic reticulum. Gene Ontology annotation, molecular function: glucosaminyl-phosphatidylinositol O-acyltransferase activity. The record is from RefSeq and is a predicted model, not a curated record. NCBI's taxonomy places the organism in Eukaryota, Metazoa, Cnidaria, Hydrozoa, Anthoathecata, Hydridae.